AUGAAUGAUAUUUAUAAUACUUCGAUUGCUUCAGCACAAACAAUUUCUAAAUUUUUGGAAAAAAUCAAUCUUCCCGCUGUAGAUUUAAGUUUUGAUAAGCAAAAUGAAUGUCACCUCGUAAAACUUGAUCCCUGGGAUCCUCAAAUAAUUCCACAUUUAUAUCCUAAUUGGAAUCCAUUGCAAAUGUGUCGCAUCAAUCGUCAUAUGCAUACCGAACUCAAAAAUGGCACAGUUCGAAUGCUUAAUGAUAUAAAUUCGGAAUGUCAAUAUCGAUGUCUUUAUGUAAGUAGCGAAUUGGAUUUGAAACCGAGUAAUUGGAUUAAAAUGAAAAAAAAUGCAACAUAUCAGGAAAGUUGUGAAUUUAUCGAAACGCAUUGCACAAAAAAUGGGACAACAACUUUUCAGUACAUUCAUGAUCAGUUGAUGAGACAAAAUGAUAAGGUAUUCCAAGAGGAGGAUGAAUUGCAUCCAGGUGUAUUCAUGCUUGUGCUUGAUUCUACCUCAUCCUCUUCCGGAAUUCGUACAGUCAUGGAAACUAAUCAAGUUCUGCGUCAAUUUUACGAUGCGACAACAUUUUAUUAUCAUAACAAAGUUGGCCUUAACAGUCGACCAAAUGCUUUUGCUAUAUUUUCAGGAACUCGUAUAUCUCAGUUGGAUGAGCGCCACUUUCCCGAUAAAAGUGAUUCCGAGUAUUUAAAUUCGUGUAAAGAUGGUGUGAAAAAAAAUGAAACUGUAACUUAUGAUUUCAUCAAUCAAAGUUAUGCAUCAAUAGUAGCGGAAGAUUGGAUUGGUGCAUUUAAUUGGCCAAAUUGUAAAGGUUAUGACUAUCCGCCAACCGAUCAUUUUUGCAAUGCUAUGAUAUUGCGAUCUACCGUAAAGCAACCGAAGAAAGAAGAGAAAGAUUUCGAGAAAUAUUUUUAUAAGGCAGAAUGCCAAGAACCUUAUCACAAGGUAAUGAAUUAUGCUAGCAAAUUCCUAGACGAAUAUAAUGGAAUCUCAAAAUUUGUUGUGAUAUGGCUAUCAUUGAUGACACAUGAUUCGGCUAGCGGAUUAUAUCGUACUGAUAAGUAUUUUGCCAAUUUUUUUCGUAAGCAUGUCAACAACUUGAAUAACUCAUUCGUAUUUCUAAUGGGUGAUCACGGAUUACGAUUUGGUGAUAUUCGAUCAACUCGUCCUGGUCAGAUGGAAGAUAAUAAUCCAUUGUUUAUGGUAGCAUUACCAAAAUAUUUACGUUCAAAUGAACAGCUUAUUUUAAAUUUAAAGCAAAAUUCUCGAAGGCAUACAUCUCAGUUUGACUUCUAUGCAACAUUAUAUGAUAUAGCUCGGUAUGCAAGGAAAGAUAAUUUCCAGAAAUGGGAUGAACACGAUUUCAGAAAUGAAUUUGGUGACAUAAGAGGUGGCAUUCGUGCAAAGAGCAUUCUAAGGCCUAUUUUAUAUGACAGGACAUGUGAAGAAAUGGAAAUUCCGGAUGAAUACUGUAUUUGUGAACAAAUUUGGCAUAAGAUUGAUAUACACAGUGAUAAUGUGACAAAUGCCGCUCAGUUUCUCAUUAAUGAUAUCAACGAUUUCUUAAAACAGAAAAAUCUGACCGAAAUCUGCGAAACGCUUGAUUUCAUAGAAGUAAUUUCGGCAAAUCAACUUGAAAAUAAACCAGUUUUAAAGAUAGUCGUAAGUGCUUCACCGAGUUAUGGAAAAUAUGAAGCGCAAUUGUUAAAGGAGAAAGAUAACUUUAUAAUAAUCACAAAAAUAACUCGAUUGGAUAAGUACGGUGAACAAGGAUACUGUGCACCUGCUGAAGACGUUCGACCUUUGUGUUACUGUCGCCAACAGUUGACAACAUCUACGACACGCUGA
Messenger RNA from Brugia pahangi, 1854 nucleotides. The record is from the annotation of a GenBank genome assembly. NCBI's taxonomy places the organism in Eukaryota, Metazoa, Nematoda, Chromadorea, Rhabditida, Onchocercidae.